Gracilinanus agilis (Agile Gracile Mouse Opossum) is the source of this 3711-nucleotide messenger RNA. It is a transcript of the gene WDR11, whose product is annotated as WD repeat domain 11. Gene Ontology annotation, cellular component: cytoplasm. The transcript is spliced from 29 exons. Gene Ontology annotation, molecular function: protein binding. Lineage: Eukaryota; Metazoa; Chordata; Mammalia; Didelphimorphia; Didelphidae. Bases 1 to 3678 code for a protein of 1225 amino acids. The record is from RefSeq and is a predicted model, not a curated record.
AUGUUGCCCUACACGGUGAACAUCAAACUGUCGGCCCGGACCCUCACUGGGGCCCUCAACUCCCACAACAAGGCGGCUGUGGACUGGGGCUGGCAAGGUUUAAUUGCUUAUGGAUGUCAUUCCCUUGUGCUUGUAAUUGAUUCCAAUACUGCCCAGACUCUGCAGGUUUUAGAAAGACAUAAAGCUAAUGUCGUUAAGGUUAAAUGGGCCAAAGAAAAUUAUCACCAUAAUAUUGGCUCCCCAUAUUCUUUACGUUUAGCUUCCGCUGAUGUCAAUGGGAAGAUCAUUGUUUGGGAUGUAGCAACUGGAGUAGCUCGAUGUGAAAUACAAGAGCACAACAAACCUAUUCAGGACAUGCAGUGGCUAUGGAAUCAGGAUGCUUCCCGAGAUUUGCUACUUGCUAUACAUCCACCAAACUACAUAGUGUUAUGGAAUGCAGACACUGGCACCAAACUUUGGAAGAAGAGUUACGCAGAAAACAUCCUUUCUUUUUCCUUUGAUCCCUUUGAUCCUUCACAUUUAACUUUACUCACCAGUGAGGGGAUUGUAUUCAUCUCAGACUUCUCUCCAUCCAAAGCACCUGCCAGCUCAGGGAAAAAAGUUUACAUUUCCAGUCCACAUUCCAGCCCAGCUCAUAAUAAGACAGCUGCAGCCACAGGUGCCAAGAAGGCUUUAAAUAAAGUAAAAAUAUUGAUCACUCAAGAGAAACCUAGUGCUGAAUCUGUAACACUCAAUGAUUGUCUUCAGUUGUCAUACCUACCUUCCAAAAGGAAUCACAUGUUGUUACUUUAUCCAAGAGAAAUUUUAAUCCUUGACCUGGAAGUAAACCAGACAGUUGGUGUAAUUGCAAUAGAGAGAACAGGAGUACCAUUUCUACAGGUAAUCCCCUGCUUUCAGCGUGAUGGCUUAUUUUGCUUACAUGAAAAUGGUUGCAUAACUUUAAGGGUUCGAAGAUCUUAUAAUGCUAUUUUUGGGUCUUCAAAUGAAGAGUCAGAUCCAGAUCCAGUUCAGGAACUGACCUAUGAUUUACGAAGCCAAUGUGAUGCAAUUAGAGUGACCAAAACUGUUCGUCCAUUCAGUAUGGUAUGUUGUCCUGUCAAUGAAAAUUCUGCUGCUCUCAUUGUGAGUGAUGGAAGAGUUAUGAUAUGGGAAUUGAAGUCUUCCGUUUCUUAUAGAAACUAUCGUAACAGCAGUUCAGGUGCAUCACCUUUAUAUUCACCAAUAUCUUUCUGUGGAAUUCCUGUAGGAGCAUUACAAAAUAAACUCCCAGAUCUUUCUUUAGAUAAUAUGAUUGGGCAAAGCACAAUUGCUGGAGAAGAGCACUUAAGAGGCCCCACCUUACAGGAAGUACAUUUGAAGUUUUUGCUCACAGGACUUCUUUCAGGACUUCCUUUGCCACAGUUUGCUAUCCGUAUGUGUCCACCACUUACCACAAAAAAUAUAAAACAGUAUCAGCCACUGCUUGCUGUUGGCACAAGUAAUGGUUCUGUAUUGGUGUACCACCUUACCAGUGGGCUAUUGCACAAGGAAUUAAGUAUUCACUCUUGUGAAGUUAAGGGUAUCGAAUGGACAAGUUUGACAGGUUUUCUUUCAUUUGCUACCUCAACACCUAACAAUUUGGGAUUAGUGAGAAAUGAGCUUCAGCUGGUUGAUCUUCCAACAGGCAGAAGCGUUGCAUUUCGUGGUGAGAGGGGCAAUGAUGAGCCAGCCAUUGAAAUGAUUAAAGUGUCUCAUUUGAAACAGUAUUUGGCAAUUGUAUUCAAAGAUAAACCUCUGGAAUUAUGGGAUAUCAGAACCUGCACGCUCUUGAGAGAAAUGUCAAAAAACUUUCCCACAGUAACUGCUUUGGAGUGGUCACCAUCUCACAAUUUAAAGAGUUUAAGAAAAAAACAACUUGCUACCCGAGAAGCUAUGGCCCGACAAACUGUAGUAUCUGAUGCAGAACUUAGUAGUGUAGAAUCUUCUGUGAUCAGCUUGUUGCAGGAAGCAGAAAGCAAAUCUGAGCUGAGCCAGAACAUCUCUGCCCGGGAGCAUUUUGUAUUUACUGAUACUGAUGGGCAAGUUUAUCAUCUCACAGUAGAAGGCAACUCAGUAAAGGACAGUGCUCGAAUUCCUCCAGAUGGAAGCAUGGGUAGUAUUACAUGCAUUGCUUGGAAAGGUGAUACACUGGUUCUUGGUGAUGUGGAUGGAAACCUAAAUUUUUGGGAUUUGAAAGCCAGAGUGUCUAGAGGAAUACCAACACACCGAAGUUGGGUGAGAAAGAUCCGUUUUGCCCCUGGUAAAGGAAACCAGAAAUUAAUAGCUAUGUAUAAUGAUGGUGCUGAAGUCUGGGAUACUAAAGAAGUUCAGAUGGUGAGCAGUUUAAGAAGUGGAAGAAAUGUCACUUUCCGAAUAUUGGAUGUGGACUGGUGUACAUCAGAUAAAGUGAUCUUGGCAUCAGAUGAUGGAUGUAUCCGAGUCCUAGAGAUGUCAAUGAAAUCAGCAUGCUUUAGAAUGGAUGAACAAGAAUUAACAGAACCUGUGUGGUGCCCUUAUCUCCUUGUUCCAAGAGCUGCUUUAGCUUUAAAAGCAUUCUUAUUACACCAACCAUGGAAUGAACAGUAUUCUUUGGAUAUUUCACAUGUUGACUAUCCAGAAAAUGAAGAUGUUAAAAAUCAGCUUCAAGAACAGUUAAAUUCAUUGUCUAAUGACCUGAAGAGGCUGUUACUCGAUCCUGAAUUUACAAUCUUGCAGAGAUGCCUGCUUGUUGCAAGACUAUAUGGUGACGAAUCGGAGCUGCAUUUCUGGACUGUUGCUGCUCACUAUUUGCACAGUUUAUCCCAGGAAAAAUCAGUUAGUACAACAGACACUGAUAAUAUUUCCCUGCCUCAGGAAAAGGUGACCAACCCACUGGAUAUUUGUUAUGACAUACUCUGUGAAAAUUCAUAUUUUCAGAAAUUUCAACUGGAAAGGGUUAAUCUACAAGAAGUAAAACGGUCAACCUAUGAUCAUACUAGGAAGUGUGCAGAUCAGCUUCUUCUUUUGGGUCAGACAGACAGAGCUGUGCAGUUGCUUUUGGAAACCAGUGCAGAUAACCAGCACUAUUACUGUGAUUCACUGAAAGCUUGUUUGGUGACAACUGUCACCUCCUCUGGCCCUUCUCAGAGUACCAUUAAGCUGGUUGCUACCAAUAUGAUAGCUAAUGGCAAAUUGGCAGAGGGAGUUCAGUUACUCUGUCUGAUAGAUAAAGCUGCUGAUGCCUGCCGCUAUUUACAGACAUAUGGUGAAUGGAAUCGAGCAGCAUGGCUUGCAAAAGUUCGUUUAAAUUCAGAGGAAUGUGCUGAUGUUUUGAAACGAUGGGUUGAUCAUCUUUGCUCUCCACAAGUUAAUCAGAAAUCAAAGGCCAUCUUGGUCCUUCUGUCCCUAGGGUGUUUUACAAGAGUGGUGGAGAUGCUACACAGCAUGAGGUAUUUUGAUAGAGCUGCCUUAUUUGUUGAAGCUUGUCUAAAGUAUGACACAAUUGAAGUAAAUGAAGACACAAAAAAACUAAUUCUGGCUGUGUAUGCAGAUUAUGCUCGAAGUUUGAAGAAUCUUGGUUUUAAACAGGGAGCUAUCCUUUUUGCCUCAAAAGCUGGAGCAGCUGGAAAAGAUUUAUUGAAUGAACUCGAACAGUCUAAGACUGAAAUCACUGAAGAAUGACAAGUUUAUGCACACCAUAAAAAUUUGACAUUG